Messenger RNA from Phycomyces blakesleeanus NRRL 1555(-), 1748 nucleotides. RefSeq lists its product as hypothetical. Bases 425 to 1531 code for a protein of 368 amino acids. The record is from RefSeq and is a predicted model, not a curated record. The transcript is spliced from 8 exons. Lineage: Eukaryota; Fungi; Mucoromycota; Mucoromycetes; Mucorales; Phycomycetaceae. Gene Ontology annotation, cellular component: Golgi apparatus.
CUUUCUCUUUCUUUCUCUUUUCCUUCUUCUUUUCUUUUACCCUAGGUACCUUUGCUCUUUUGUUCUUUUUUUCUCUCUCUUUAUUUAUUUCUUUCUUUAUUUCUUUCUUUUUGCUUUGACACAAACCAAUCCUCAUUCGACAUUCCAAACUCGACCAUUCCGACAACAUAGAGCACAGACAUAUAUUGAUAAAUACAGACAUAGCCACAGACACAGAAUCAGACACAAACGCACAAACGCACAAACGCACAGAAACACAAAAACACAAAAGCACAAAUAUAUAUAUAUAUAUAUAUAUAUACAUAUGUAUCUAUAGAUAUAUAUAGAUAUAUACAAUACAACUCUAUUUACAGCUCUUUGUCUCGAACCUUACCUUUCACAACAUCCGCCUAAAUUAUAAUUAAUCCCAUAAUUCGAAAAGACGAUGGGAAUCAUAUCACAAGUCUUUGGAAAAUCACGAUGGACGCGUGCGAUUUUUCUAUGCAUAAUUGUACAAGCACUACUAGCGAUCAUCUUUGAGUCUGUGAUCUUUUCUUAUGUUGCCAAUGAGAUCAGUAUAAUUGAACAAGAAAGAUUGAAUCAAAAGGGAUUUGGAGAAAGUCUAGCUACAGCAUAUGCAAACGCACGGUCUCUGUUGGUUUAUUUUGUGCUGUUUAUCAUUGCCCAGGUCUUCACGGUUAUUCUUGUCGUAGAUGCUAUAUACCAAAAGAAUACAAUUCAACUGAUUGCGCUGGUCGCAUUUGAACUUGGGAUGAGCGCCUACUCGAUCAUCCAGUACCACCAAUCUCUGACCUUAUUUGACAAUACCGAAGAUGCAAGUGUCAAGUUGGCUCUGGCGUUUCUAGGCUCAGCUUACCAUGCCUCAAGCUGGGCAGAAAUUACCCAAAUAUGUGUCAUGAUAUUGAGCACAAUUGUUUUUAUUUUCUUGGCGUACAAACUUUAUCUUGAGUUUGGUUGGCAUAUCUACAAUAAGAUCGGUGCUGAUUUGGCUAUGAGAGACCGCUACAAGAUGUAUCAGAUCUUCAUGAUGCUCCUGAAGUUUGAUUUCUUUUUUUUUCUCGGAUUUUCGAUUCAAUACCUCGCUUUGCUAAUCGUAGCCUGGUGGGCAGAAGCAAAAACAGAAGAGGCAAAGAAGAGCAUCGUCAACGAGCUUAUCGAGCACAUCGUCCUCAGCUGUCUUGUUUCUGUUGCGAUGCUUAUACUAGCCUAUUGGGGUUUACGAAAGGAACGUAAGCCGCACAUGUACAGCUUCAUUGUUCUCUCCUGUGCCAGUAUGGCUUACUUUAUAUACAUGCUCGUCCAGAUAGGCCAACAUCCAGAACGUUUUGUUGGAUCAAGAGCGUUUUUAACUUUUUUCUUGUGUGUUGAUAUGGUCCUUAUUUUGGCUUCAGUCCCAGUUGCUGUAGUUUGUCUCCGAAAUUUUGGUUUCCUAAAGACUCAGAUGCCCAAUGGUAAUCCUGCCUCGCCUUCUCACUCUAUGACACCUAUUGGUAAAGAGAAGCCACCUACGGAACGAUGGUCUAUUGAGUAGCAACGAUCAUUAUCAAAAAAAAGGAAUCUUUAUCUAUUAGUUUUGCAUUACUAAAUAAUCAAUAAGCACACCAAUUUAUUCAAUACUGCAAGAGAAGAGGAGAAAGAAAGAAUCAGGAGCCAGGCAACUUUACAUACAACACACAACAUCUUUACCUUUUACCUUUUACCCUUUACCCUUUAAAGCAUAUCCAUAUCCAUAUCCAUAUUUACAUCUA